Messenger RNA from Paramuricea clavata, 525 nucleotides. The record is from the annotation of a GenBank genome assembly. Lineage: Eukaryota; Metazoa; Cnidaria; Anthozoa; Malacalcyonacea; Plexauridae.
AUGUCGAAACUUGGAAGCUUUAAAGUUCCAUCGCUUAUUAAAAAAAGACGAAUCGAUCAUGGUUUGCCAACAUUUAGCUGGAAUUCAUUGAGAAACGUGGAGGAAAUUGGCAGCGGUAGCUAUGGAUCUAUACACCGCGCAAUUUAUGACAAGGAGACAGUUGCUGUUAAAAAGCUUAAAGGCGAAUCGUCAAUUGCUAAAGAACGAUUUCUUAAGGAAGCAAAGUUGCUUUUUGAAAUGAAGCACGAAAGUAUACCUGGGUUUUUAGGAUUUACAGAAAACCCAUAUUCAUUAAUGAUGGAAUAUGUAAUGUUUGAUUUUCAACCCUUCGGAAUUGAGAAAAGCGUCACCAAUAUUGGAGAGUUCUACCACUUCAUUGACCAUGAAUUUGAUUUCAAAUCGUUCGCCGAUGUUCUUGUCGUAUGUAUUAGGGAUGUGGUAAACGCACUCGAUUACCUUCACAACCACAGUAUCGCUCAUAGACAUAUACCCUGUCAGUUAUAUGACACCAUAACUUGUGUUUAA